AUGGCCCCCAAGAACAAAGGCGGCGACAAAAAAGCCAAGGAGGGCGGGGAGAAAGGCGGAAAGGGUCUGAAGCCUGCGAAUGCUAUUAACGUGAGGCAUAUUCUUUGCGAAAAAUUCUCCAAAAAAGAAGAAGCCCUCGAGAAACUACGCAACGGGGCCAAGUUCGAUGAAGUGGCGCGGGAGUUUUCCGAGGAUAAGGCGAGACAGGGUGGAUCUCUGGGCUGGAAGACUCGGGGUAGUCUGGAUGCGACGUUUGAAAAGGCGGCGUAUGAGUUGGAACCGAGUACGACGGGGAGUCCCAAGUAUGUGGAUGUGAAGACGGGAUUUGGGUAUCAUAUUAUUAUGGUCGAGGGGAGGAAGUAAUCCUCUUUUUGUAAGUUUUGCUGGGGAUGAGAGUUAGGGUUGGGUUGGGUUGGGUGGAUUUCGUAUGGAUCAGAUGAUAAAUCGAUGAAUGAGAGUAAUCUAUGAUCAAGUCU
Molecule: messenger RNA, 476 nt
Organism: Aspergillus ibericus CBS 121593
Lineage: Eukaryota; Fungi; Ascomycota; Eurotiomycetes; Eurotiales; Aspergillaceae
Product: peptidylprolyl isomerase
Exons: 3
Coding region: 1-363 (120 amino acids)
Biological process (GO): rRNA processing
Molecular function (GO): peptidyl-prolyl cis-trans isomerase activity; DNA binding
Source: RefSeq, a predicted model, not a curated record